CCAGUUCAGGCUGGACGCGCACGAACUCUCGCGGGAUUAGUCGCCUCCUGGCGGAAGUGUGGAGUCUAGUGAUGGAAAAAUGGAGGCUGCGGGCAGUAACACGCUGCUGGUCCGGCAUCUUCCCGCCGAGCUCACCCCGGAGGAGCAGAGGACUCUGCUGGAGAAGAGCGGGGCGGAAAGCGUCAGGCUGUGCUAUGGGAGGACCCGCGGGAGCUUGAAAAAUGCGGCUUUUGCGACCUAUCCCAAUAAAUAUGCGGCUGGUAAGGCUCUUUCGGUGCUUCACCAGCUCAAGGUGCUCGGUCACACUCUUGUAGCUGAAUAUACGAAGGAGGAUUUUUUACACCUUCCUGACCAGCCCACCUACUCUGUGAAGAAGAGCAGUGAAAAGAAAGUAGAUAAAAGUAAAGACUCCAAACUUCCCGAACAGGUGUCCAUUGAGAGAGGAAUUGCUCCAAACCAUGGACUUGUAUUUCCAAUAAAAUCCAGUCUUAAGUACUUGUACCCUCCUCCAACUAGCACCGUAUUGGCCAACAUUGCUAAUGCCUUGGCGAGUGUUCCCAAAUUCUAUGUACAAGUGUUACACUUGAUGAAUAAAAUGAACUUGCCGUCCCCUUUUGGACCUCUCACUGCACAGCCUCCCUUGUAUGCAGACUAUUUGGCAAUGCCGAUCCCGUUCCCUCCGGUGCCCCCUGACCUUCCUGAGAACCCCCCACUGCCGGAGCUGGAUGACGAUUAUGAUAUGGAAGUUUCCAGCAGGGAAGAGUCAGAAUAUGAAAGUCCUGAUGAGGAGGAGAAAGAGAGGACGGCUCGUCUGAAGGAGUUGGCAGAUCUGCUGCCUAAAAGACCGAGGAUUAAGAAGCAGCCGCGUCCACGGAAAAAGCUGAAGAUAAAGGACCUGAUACCAAUCCCCGCUGUACCGCACAGCCAUUCCCAUGCUCCUUUGCUGCCUUCUGAAGUUUUCGAGCAGCCGUGCGUUAUUGGGCCCAAGAAGAUGGAACUUCACAUUCCUGCAGACAUGCCUGCUGCUAUGGAUGCCAUCACUUCCAGUAUUGAGGCCCGAAUGGAACCUGACGGAGGUGAAGAGGUUUUGGGAUUUGGGAAGAUCUAUCCAGUUAAUGAGCCCAGUUGUGAUGAUAAGGAGGAUGAGGAGGAGGAGGAUGAUUUACCAAAGGAAUUUAUUUCCAGGAGGGAGCUGGAUAAGGGAAGAGUGUCUAAAGAAGAAAUGCGAAAGCUCUCUGUAUUUAAGAACUACGACCCUGGGGAGCCGAAUUGCCGUCUCUACGUAAAGAACUUGGCAAAACAGGUUACAGAGAAGGAUCUGAAGUUUAUAUUUGGGAAGUUUAUUGACUUUUCAUCUGACACUGAAAAGAACAUGUUUGACAUUCGCCUGAUGACAGAAGGUCGGAUGAAAGGACAAGCUUUUCUAGGCUUUCCCAGUGAAGAUGUGGCAGCGAAGGCCUUGAAACACACCCACGGAUAUGUACUUUAUGACAAACCAAUGGUCAUUCAAUUUGCACGAUCGGCUCGUCCAAAGCCGAAUGCUGACAAAGCACGGAGCAAGCGAUAACGGUCAAGAUGGCCGACUAACUGCUGUUUGACAUGAACAAAAAGUGUAUCCUUUCCUGUUGUAUCCUUUAUGAACAAAUACUUUAAGCCCCUUAUGAGCAACAGAUCCAGAGGUGUAUUUAAGCUGCAAUGCAUUACUUGUUUUACUCUUCAGUGGAAAUGUUUAGAGAACAAGCAUCGUAGAACUACAAUUUAGUUGUGUAUUGGAUUUCUUACUGUGUCCUCCUUUUUGUUUGGUCAAGUUCGAUUUUAAAUUUUUUAUUAUCCUUAUUAUAUUAAUAAUACAUAAUAAUAAUUAUUGUUGGCAAGUAUAAUUAUAAAAUAAUAGGUAUAAUUAAUUAUUAUUAAAGGGUACCUCUCAUCAAAAAAACUUUUGAUAUAUUAUAGAUUAAUGUAUGCAGAAUAACUUUACAAUUGCAUGUUAUUUAAAAAAUAUGCUUCUUUCUAUUUAAUUUUCCACUUUGAAGAAAUGACCACUAGGGGUCUCCCUACCAGUCCUGGCAGCAAGCAUUUCAGACUCAUGCUGGAGUCCUAAACACUACGAGCUGCCAGUCUGCUUUGUUCACAAAGGAGAACACUCAGAGCUGCCAGCC
Hyla sarda is the source of this 2159-nucleotide messenger RNA. It is a transcript of the gene RNPC3, whose product is annotated as RNA binding region (RNP1, RRM) containing 3. Gene Ontology annotation, biological process: mRNA splicing, via spliceosome. Gene Ontology annotation, cellular component: U12-type spliceosomal complex. Bases 80 to 1567 code for a protein of 495 amino acids. The record is from RefSeq and is a predicted model, not a curated record. The transcript is spliced from 15 exons. Gene Ontology annotation, molecular function: U12 snRNA binding; protein binding; pre-mRNA intronic binding. Lineage: Eukaryota; Metazoa; Chordata; Amphibia; Anura; Hylidae.